Messenger RNA from Anguilla rostrata (American eel), 1840 nucleotides. Its product is annotated as transformer-2 protein homolog beta-like. NCBI's taxonomy places the organism in Eukaryota, Metazoa, Chordata, Actinopteri, Anguilliformes, Anguillidae. The transcript has 8 exons. Gene Ontology annotation, molecular function: RNA binding. The coding region runs from base 489 to 1499 and encodes 336 amino acids. Gene Ontology annotation, cellular component: spliceosomal complex. Gene Ontology annotation, biological process: positive regulation of mRNA splicing, via spliceosome. The record is from RefSeq and is a predicted model, not a curated record.
AAACAUAAUGCCUCCGGCCAUGGCUGUGCCGUCGCCGAAGCAUGAAAAGCGGGUCACUCCAAUAGCGGUUGCCAGUGGAUAGACGGAUGACUCCUGGAUUGCACUCUGUGCUCUCUCCCAUAUCACCAUCUCACAACGCUACCUCCAGGGUCUCCACAAUGAAACAGAUUUGCGCUUCCACAAAACAAACCGCCCGUGGAAGACUACGCGUGGCCAGAUUAAGUUUGCAGUUUACAAGUGAGGAAAUCUUAGUCACAUGGGAGUUUUGUAAAUACAGUCCUUCCAACCAAACAGGCCAAGAUAGGCAGGGGUGUCAACAGAUUGUGCCAUUAAAAUUCUAAACAUAUGAUUUUACCUCGGUCUCUGUAUACUGUUUAAGUUCAUGACUAUCUUUUUAUUUUCACUCUUACUCCUCUCAAUACAAAUUUGCACACUUCUCUUAAUAUUUUAACCGUCCGUGGUUUUUGGCAUAUCGCCGAUAUGUUUUAAUGUACAAAACACUGCGCGCGUUUUAUUCAUCACAAUUCGUCACUUCCGCUGGUAGUAUGUUACAUCCGUGUGGAAGAGAAAGGAGCGAGGAGGCAGUUGGAGAACGGGCAGUCUCGCUGUCAUAUAAAUUCGUUGUAAAUAAUCUCAAUCAAGAGGAUAUGAGCGACAACGAGAAGGAUUUCGUUGAGCGGGAGUCCCGCUCGGCUUCCAGGAGCGUGAGCCCUCAGGGGUCGGGCAAGUCGGCCAGUCGCUCCCCAGCCCAGUCCCCCGCCCUGUCCAAGGAGGGGUCCCGUCACUCCCACUCCAAGUCUCGGUCCCGCUCCAGGUCUAAGUCUAGGUCGCGUUCCCACCGGAGCUCCCGCCGGCACUAUUCCCGCUCCCGCUCCCGCUCGCACCGCCGCCGCUCCCGGAGCCGCUCCUACAGCGGGGAAUACCGGCGCCGACGCAGCCGCAGCCACACCCACUCGCCCAUGUCCAACCGCCGCCGCCACAUCGGCAACAGGGCAAACCCAGAUCCCAACUGCUGCCUGGGUGUGUUCGGUCUCAGCUUGUACACCACGGAGAGGGAUCUGAGGGAGGUGUUCUCCAAAUACGGCCCCAUUUCCGACGUCAGCAUCGUGUACGAUCAGCAGUCCCGCCGCUCCAGGGGCUUCGCGUUCGUCUACUUUGAGAACAGAGAGGAUUCCAAAGAGGCUAAGGAGCGUGCCAAUGGAAUGGAGUUGGAUGGCCGAAGGAUCAGAGUCGACUUCUCAAUCACAAAAAGACCUCACACCCCCACGCCUGGAAUCUACAUGGGGCGGCCAACAUAUGGCGGAGGUGCAGGAGGCCCCAGUGUUAGCCGGCGCUACUCGCGGGAUUACUACGACAGAGGGUAUGACCGGGGCUAUGAUCGCUACGACGAUCGGGACUACUACAGAUCUUACCGGCGCCGGUCCCCCUCUCCAUACUACAGUCGAGGGGCCUACAGGUCCAGAUCCCGAUCACGCUCAUACUCCCCCCGUCAUUACUGAAGAGCUGAACAUUUGGAACGCUCGUCACUGAAAAUGACUGGGAUUGGUGGGGAUGGGAGGGGGGCGGGGUGGGAGUGGUCUGGGUAAGGAUAAUUUUUUGUUUGAGUUAAGUUUGUGUCCCUGACAAACAUGGCCUUUUUGCCCCAGGUGUAGCUGUGCUGUGCUUAUCGAACUGAAUACCUUGUGCUGUAUUUUGCCCCAUUUUUUAAAUUUGUAAAUGUAUGCAAGUACCAUGUUUUGUUGAAGUUGAGCUCCUGUUUGGCUGGUAAGACUGCAGAGCUCUAGUCCACUUCAGUGUGAUUUUAAGUCGGCAGUAUUCAAUAAACUGCUUAUUUACACUA